CGUACAGACGCAUUUCUAACGGGAUACCACACCGCCGACAGACAUCUACCAAAAUGGCAUCUGAAGCGCCCGAGACGGACAAAUUCAAGGUACACAAGCUGUCGCUCAAGGGCAGCGCCAAGCUUGUCGCCGAGUUUUUUCAGUACUCGAUCCACACGAUUCUCUUCCAACGAGGCGUCUACCCCGCAGAGGACUUCACGGCUGUCAAAAAGUAUGGCCUCAACAUGCUGGUCUCGUCCGACGAUCAGGUGCGCGCCUACAUUAAGAAGAUCAUGUCGCAGCUCGACAAGUGGAUGGUGGGCGGCAAAAUCUCCAAGCUGGUAAUCGUCAUCACCGACAAGGACACGGGCGAGCACGUCGAGCGGUGGCAGUUUGAUGUCCAAAUCCUCGCCAAACCCAAAUCCAAAUCCAAGUCUAAGUCCAAGACUACCACAAGCACAGCCGACCAGGAAAACUCAACCCCUUCCUCGACAGGCAAAGAAGAACAACCCGAAAAGGACAAAACCGAAGCCGAGAUCCAGUCCGAGAUAGCCGCGAUAUUCCGGCAGAUCACGGCUUCGGUGACCUUCCUCCCGCAGCUGCAAGGAGACUGCACCUUCAACGUGCUCGUCUAUGCCGACGCCUCGAGCGAGGUUCCCGUCGAGUGGGGCGACAGCGACGCCAAGGAAAUUGUCAACGGCGAGCGGGUGCAGUUGCGCGGGUUUAGCACGCAGAGCCAUCGCGUUGAUACCCUGGUUAGUUAUCGGUUGGUCGAUUGAGCUACCUUCGGUUGUUAUCGGGUCAUCGUUUGUGUAAUAAUGCUGGGUCUUGGUCGGUUGGAGUUAGGGAGUUGGAUGGGCAGGCUGGAUCAGGGAUGGGAUAUAGUAUGACGUGAUGCUGCCUGGGAUGAAUCUUCCCGGGUGCCGCAGAUGACACGUUCGGGCAUCUAUUUUUCUAUGGGCUUUCCAUACAACAUGAAAACGACCUCCUCUACAGUUGCCGCGUGCCCCCAUGACCAGCAAAUGCGAACACCAUGCCAU
Messenger RNA from Parathielavia appendiculata, 1019 nucleotides. RefSeq names its product mitotic spindle checkpoint component mad2. The coding region runs from base 54 to 758 and encodes 234 amino acids. The transcript is spliced from 4 exons. Gene Ontology annotation, biological process: mitotic spindle assembly checkpoint signaling. Gene Ontology annotation, cellular component: nucleoplasm; cytoplasm; kinetochore. The record is from RefSeq and is a predicted model, not a curated record. NCBI's taxonomy places the organism in Eukaryota, Fungi, Ascomycota, Sordariomycetes, Sordariales, Chaetomiaceae.